Messenger RNA from Homarus americanus (American lobster), 10466 nucleotides. It is a transcript of the gene ncm, whose product is annotated as pre-mRNA-splicing factor CWC22 homolog. Lineage: Eukaryota; Metazoa; Arthropoda; Malacostraca; Decapoda; Nephropidae. The record is from RefSeq and is a predicted model, not a curated record. Gene Ontology annotation, cellular component: catalytic step 2 spliceosome. Bases 359 to 7168 code for a protein of 2269 amino acids. Gene Ontology annotation, molecular function: protein binding; RNA binding. The transcript has 7 exons. Gene Ontology annotation, biological process: mRNA splicing, via spliceosome.
CAUAUUAUAUCCCAACACUAGCCACCUUGUCUCAUCUCCAGCUCGGCCUAGAUGUGGAUUCUCACCGGAUUGAGGAAUUAUAUGACAGACAAGAACGAGUGUAUCAGGCAUGAACACAGCGGACAUUUGUGGAGUUAAUGAAGGAAAGAUUACUCGGAGAUUAAAUUAUUGUUCAUCUUAGUGCGUAAAGUAGGCUGGUAAACCAAUGGAACGGUCUACCAGCCCAAGCUGUGGAAUCGAGAAAAGUUUUGGGCUUCAAAAUAGCCCUUGACACAAUUAUCAACAACAAUGGAGGAAUUGUACACAAGCCACUGGCCUCCUUCCCUCGACAUGGUCACCUCUAGUGGGUGGCCAUUAGAUGGGCAGUGGCAGUCGUUCUCGUUCCCCAGGGAGUGAGAGAAGAGACCGGUAUAGAAGGAGUCAUGAGAGAGAGAGGAGUAAUAGACGUGACAGGGAGAAAGAAAGAGAUAGAUAUCAGAAGCAUGCCAGGAGUAAAAGUAAGGAGAGGAGGAGUCAGAGUAGGGACAGACCCAUAAGAGAAAGAAAUAGAGGUUGGAACAGAGGGCGCCGGCAGUGGACCUCAUAUCCCAUGAAAAAUGAAAGAUAUAAUCGUAAGAAGGAACACAUGAGAGGUGACAGGCGAAGAUAUGGUAGAGACCACUCAAGUUCUGACGAUGAACAAGAGAGCUGGGACAAGUACAGAGGCAGAAAUGAUCGCUACAGGAAUAGAGAUAGAAGCUGGGACAGGUAUGGAGGGAGAAAUAGGAUGGAUAAUUUUAGUAGUGGUUAUGGACCAUCAGAUAGAUAUCAUAGAAAUAUAUCCCCGGAAAGAACCAGUAGAUCGUCACACGCCUCCGAUCGUCGAGAUUGGAAAACUGAAAAGAAAUCAAGAAAUGACUCGUCCUCAAGCGACUCAAGCAGUGAAAGUUCAUCUGAAGAAGACUCAAAGACUAAAAAGGACUCUAGUAGUAGUAGUGAUGAUUCAUCAGAUGAAGAUCCAAAGGUUAAAAAGAGACGAGAUGACACUGAUAAACAUGAACGUCCUAGAAAGAGUAAAAAGAAAUAUGAGGAUGUUGCCCCUUCCUCUGAUGAAGACCCUAAGAUUACAGAGAGGCAUGAUGACCGUGAACAUGCUAAAAGGAAACGAGCUAAAUCUAGUAGAUCUAAAGAGGUAGAUAGUGGAAGAGGCAAGGAAAAAAGAGUUCAUGAGAAGAAAUCAAAGAAAAACAAACAAUCAGAUUCUGAUUCUGAAAGUUCUGAAGAGGAAAAAGUUUCUCAUAAAGCAGUAAAGACAAAGGCAAGCAAGAACUCAAAUUCUAAUCGUGAAGUAUCUGAGUACAAAAAAAGUGGUCAAAGUGUGUCUAAAAAGAAGAAAUGUGAUGAGAGUUCCAGUAGUGAUUCUGAAGACUCUGAGCCUGAAAGUGUGUCUCCUGUGUUGCCAAAACAGAAAGGCGGUGUGGAGUUAAAUGUUAAAUCAAAAGUUUUGGAACUUGAAAAAGAACCAUCUAUGAAACGAUCAGAGAAAAAAAAACCUGAUAACUUAGUAAUUGAUUAUAAAAGUACAGUUCAUGGAAAAGUACACAGUAAAAUAUCAAGCAAAAAGAAAGAGAAGGGAAGUUUAGAUGUUGAUUUUAAAGAGGUAGGAACUGAGAAGGUAACCCAUAAUAUACCAGAGAAGAAUAUGGAUGAGACUUCAGAUAGUGAUUCAGAUAAUUCAGAGUUGGAGAAAGUGACUCAUAAAGUGUCAGAGAAGAAAACAGUUGAAAGCUUAAAUUUGAAAUCAGAAGCUCCAAGGUCGGAGAAUGUGUCCCGUGAAAUGUCAGAAGAGAAACUAAAAAAGAGUUCAGUUAGUAGUAAAAGUUUAAAAGGACCACAAAUACCCAAAACAGUGGAACUUAAAGUUUCAGAAGGGAUCAGACAGAAACGUAGCUCGCAGAAAGCUUCAAGUACAGAGGAAAGUGAUGCAAGUACAGAAACUAUUGCGUAUCAGUCUGAGUUUGAGACAAGUUCUUCUAAUACUACAACUAAGAAAGGUGCAGCUGACAAAGCAGGAUUAGAUGAAGGUACAAAGGUUGCACAAACACCAGUUGGUACACCAAAAGGGAAGGAGCUUGAUGCUGGAUUAAGUGUCAGAGGAGAACCACAGGAAAAGAAUUCUGAUACCAGAGUAAAAUAUAAAUUGAUCAGUAAUUCAGAUUUAGAUAUUAUUGAUUCCAAGAAGUCAAAACAUUGUGAUAAAACAGAAAAGGAAGCUGAUGCUGGACAUGUUGGUUUAACAUACAAAGAAAAAGCUGAUUCAACGUCCAAGCAUGAGGUUGACUCCACAUCUAAAAGACAAGCUGAAUCAACAUCCAAAGGCAAGGUUGACUCAACGCCUAAACGACAGGUUGACUCGGCAUCUAAAGGAAAGGUUGAUUCAACGCCUAAACGACAGGUUGAUUCAACGCCUAAACGACAGGUUGACUCAGCACCCAAAGGACAGGUUGACUUAGCACCUAAACAACAAGUUGACUCAGCACCUAAAGGCAAGGUUGACUCAGCACCCAAAGGCAAGGUUGAUUCAGCACCCAAAGGACAGGUUGACUCAGCACCUAAACAACAAGUUGACUCAGCACCCAAAGUCAAGGUUGACUCAGCACCUAAAGGACAGGUUGACUCAGCACCUAAAGGACAGGUUGAUUCAGCACCCAAAGACAAGGUUGACUCAGCACCUAAAGGCAAGGUUGAUUCAGCACCUAAAGGCAAGGUUGAUUCAGCACCCAAAGACAAGGUUGACUCAGCACCUAAAGACAAGGUUGACUCAGCACCUAAAGGCAAGGUUGAUUCAGCACCCAAAGACAAGGUUGACUCAGCACCCAAAGGCAAGGUUGAUUCAGCACCCAAAGACAAGGUUGACUCAGCACCUAAAGGCAAGGUUGAUUCAGCACCUAAAGGCGAGGUUGACUCAGCACCCAAACGACAGGUUGACUCAACAUCCAAAGGACAGGCUGAAUCAGUAUCCAAAGGACAGGUUGACUCAACAUCCAAACGACAGGUUGACUCAACAUCCAAAGGACAGGUUGACUCAACAUCCAAACGACAGGUUGACUCAACAUCCAAACGACAGGUUGACUCAACAUCCAAAGGACAGGUUGACUCAACAUCCAAACGACAGGUUGACUCAACAUCCAAAGGACAGGUUGACUCAACAUCCAAAGGACAGGUUGACUCAACAUCCAAACGACAGGUUGACUCAACAUCCAAAGGACAGGUUGACUCAACAUCCAAACGACAGGUUGAUUCAACAUCCAAACGACAGGUUGACUCAGCAUCCAAAGGACAGGCUGAAUCAGCAUCCAAAUUACUUACUCACAAAAACACUGAGAAGAAAUUAGAAGCAGAGUCAAGCACUGAGAUAAAAGUAGAUGUAAAUUCAGAGAAGAAAGAAGCACCAGGAAAUGAUAGAAUUCCAACCAAAAUCUUGGAAGAGAAGGAGAUUGAAUCUGGUUCUGAUGGCGAACAUUCAGAAAAUACGAAAAAGUCUGGAAAAAAGGUUAGCAGCAAGUCUGAGAUUGACAAGCAUGGGAAAAGUAAAUCAAAAAUACCCAAAAAGGGAAAUGAAUCAGAUGAUUACAAAAAGAAGAAGAAACAUAAGAAGCAUAAAAACAAAAAGUCAUCCAGCAGUGAUAGUGAUGUUGACUCUAAAGAAGGUGACAUACCAAGGGUGUAUGACAGUGAUGAAACAACUGAACAAGAGUUGUUGAGAAAAAAGAAGCAGCUAGAGGAGCAGCUACUGAUAGAAGAAGAGAUCCGCCAAAGAAGUGAGAACCUGGAGAGGGAACGUGAAGCUGCCCCUAGCAAGAAGGUCAAAGGUUUGGAUGGAAGUAAUGAAAGUGCCAGUCAGUUGCCUCCCAAAAAGAGCAGCAGCAAGGAUAAAACGUCUCGCUCUCGGUCCCGGUCCCGUUCUAGAAGUCAACCCGAAGUGAAGGCGGAGGACAAGAAGAGUAAGAAAGGUAAUGAUGAUAAAAGCGUCAAAAGUGACAAAAGGUCCAAGUAUCACAGCUCAGAUGAUGAGGACUCUACCAGAGGACGAGAUUCUGAAGAACCACAGAUUGGAGGACGGUACUGGGGAGGAGACCAUGGUAAGGAGAUCCCACGACUCCAAAAGGCCAAGCAACCCAAAACGAGUGACACUUAUUGGAAUAAAUAUGCUGACAAGCUUGGCAUUCAAAUUGAGGACCCUAGAAACAGAGGACAGGAAUCAGAGAGAGGAAGAAAUAAAGACAGAAGUGAUGACAGAAGGAGAGAGAGUGAUCAGAGGUUCAGAGACAGUAGUGAUGAAGGUGAUGGUAAACGUGAUGUGAGACGAAAGGAUGAAACAAAUGAUAAAGAUGAUAAAAAAAAUGAAAAUAAAGAGCCUGAACCACCUCCUAAAGAGCUAAUAAAAAAGCCAGUGAUGGAUCCAUUGACCACCAAGACUGGCGGUGCCUACAUACCACCAGCAAAACUGAAGAUGAUGCAGGCACAGAUUACAGAUAAGUCUAGUGCUAUAUUCCAGAGAUUGGCAUGGGAGGCACUGAAGAAGUCGAUCAAUGGUCUUGUUAAUAAAGUAAACGUUUCUAACAUUGGCAUAAUCGUGCGUGAGCUUUUACAGGAGAAUAUAGUCCGUGGAAGAGGUGUGCUGUGUAGGGCCUUGAUGCAAGCUCAGUCAUUUUCACCAACAUUUACUCAUGUGUAUUCUGCUAUGGUUUCCAUCAUCAACUCCAAGUUCCCACAAAUUGGAGAGCUAUUAUUGAAACGUCUGGUUAUCCAGCUCAGACGAGGUGUUAAGAGGAAUGAUAAAAAUAUUUGCAUGUCUUCUUGCCGCUUCAUUGCUCAUCUUAUAAACCAGCAAGUAGCGCAUGAAGUUGUGGCUCUGGAAAUUUUAACCUUUCUUCUCGAGAGAGCUAAAGAUGCAACUGAUGACUCAGAAGUUGCAGAGAAAUCAAGAAAUAAUUCCUGCGAACUUGCUAUUACAUUCCUUACAGAAUGUGGUAUGAAACUUAAUGAAGUCAGCCCCAGGGGAAUGAAAAUUAUAUUUGAAACUUUGAGGCAUAUAUUACAUGAAGGAAAACUGGAACAACGGGUUGCAUACAUGUUAGAAGUGAUAUUUGCAAUUGUUAAAGAUGGGUUCAAAGACCAUCCAUCUGUUGUAGAGGAAUUGGAUCUUGUAGAAGAAGAUGAUCAGUUUACACACAUUGUUGAACUAGAUGGAAAAUUAGAUAGUCAGGAUAUUCUUAAUGUGUUUAAACAUGAUCCAGACUACGAAGAAAGUGAAGAAAAGUACAAGGAAAUCCGUGCCGGCAUCCUAGGAGAUGAUAGUGAUGGCAGUAGCUCAGAGGGAGGCUUAGAGAGUGGUUCUGACAGUGAUGAUGAGUCUCAAGAUGAAGAAGAAAAACAAGAAGCUCAAACUAUCAUUGACCAGACGGAGACAAACAUGGUGGCCUUCCGUCGUACUGUCUAUCUUACAAUACAAUCUUCAUUAGAUGUAGAUGAAUGUGCUCACAAGUUGCUAAAGGGAGAGAUCAAGCCAGGCUGGGAGACAGAAUUGUGCAACAUGAUUUUGGAUUGCUGUGCUCAGCAGCGUACUUACAUAAAGUUCUAUGGUCUUUUGGCUCAGCGCUUCUGUAUGAUCAAUAAGGUGUAUCAAGAACCUUUUCAUCAAAUCUUUAGGGAUGCAUAUGACACUUGUCAUCGUCUUGAGACAGAAAAACUUCGCAAUGUGGCUCGUCUCUUUGCCCAUUUACUGUUUUCAGAUGCAAUAUCUUGGGAAGUCUUGAAACAUAUUCACUUGAAUGAGGAUGAAACAACCAGCUCUUCAAGAGUCUUCAUUAAAAUUCUUUUCCAGGAACUUGCGGAGUUCAUGAGUUUGGCAAAACUUAAUGAGAGACUGCGAGACCCAACUCUUGCUCCAGCUUUUGAGGGUCUGUUACCCAGGGACAACCCACGCAACACUCGCUUUGCUAUAAACUUUUUUACCUCAUGUGGUCUUGGUGGUCUCACUGAUGGGCUUCGAGAAUUUCUUCGGACUCAACCCAAGCCAACAGCAGUGGUGGCACCAGUACAGCAGCAUAUUAAUAAAAAUGAAAGUAACAAGAGUGAAGAUAAUAUCAGUAGUGAAAGUAGCAGUGAGAGCAGCAGUGACAGUGAAAGUAGCAGCAGCAGUAGUAGCAGCAGUAGCAGCAGUAGCAGCAGCAGCAGCAGCUCAGACAGUUCCUCAGAGAGCAGUAGUGAUAGCUCUGACUCAUCAUCGAGUGAGUCUGAGGAUUCCUCUGAUCUAGAGAUAGAGAGGAAGAAGAAGAAGAAACAAAAGAAGAAAGAGACCAAGAAAAAAGGUCUUUCAGGUAAAAAUAAAUCAAAAACGAACAGAAAGAGUGAAAGGUUUGGAGACAACAAAGGCAGCAGCAAGAAGAAGAGUGAGAGUGAAGACGAAGAAAUGUUUGUUAGGCGAAGGGAGGAAGACUUAGAUGAUCAAAAAGAACGAGAGAGAGGUGAGAGGUGGAGGAAAAUCAAUAGUGAUGACUGGAGUAGGAGGAGGAGGAGAGAUGAUAGCAGUGAGAGUGGAGAUGAAGAGAGAGAAGACGUAUAUGAAAGGAAAAGAAGUCGUGCUCAUUCAAGAGAAAGAAAGGAAGGUGAAAAUACAGAGAAGAGAGAGAGACACAGCGAUGAUUAUGAUGAAGGAGGAAGAAGACGAACACAAGGCGAUCACACGCGGUCAGAUGAGAGGAGAAGAGGUGAUGACCAGGAUGCUGGAUAUCAAAGGAAAAGAGGAGAGAAGAAGGAUUUAAAGAGGAGACAUAACAGUGAUGAUGAAAGUGAGGAAGAUGAGAGGAGAGGUGACAGUGGAGAUAGAGGAGAUAAAAGAAAAAAGAGACAUGAUAGUCAAGAAAGAGAUUCAAAGAGGAAGAGAAAUGAUUUUGAUGAGAGAGCACCAGAGGAUGAGAAAGGAGCAGAGGGAUGGAAGCAACGAGGGGAACAUGAGAGUGGAGAUCAUAAAGAAUGGAAAGGACAUAGAGAAGAAGUGAGGGAGAGAGAGAGAAAUCACCCACGGGAUGGAGGAGACUGGAGAAAAGAAAAGAAAGUUCAUGGUCGUAGAUCUGAAAGUAGUGGUGAUGGUCGAAGAGGAUGGGAAAGAAACAGGUAUCAUUAAGCUUACGUUAAACUUGUAAUAUAGAACUAAGUGACUCGAUUAAAUAAAGUGUGUGUGGAUGAUGUUCUGAUUAUUAGUAAAUUAUGUAGUGUAAGUGAUACAUAAGUUACAUAGUGUUUACUGUAACUCCACAACUGUACAUUUUGUAUUUUUUUCUUGUCUAGAUUUGUGUGUUGUAUUUUGGUAAGGUGGCAUAAAAUAAUACUGUCAAAACAGAUUGGUUAUCGCUCAGAUCAGUGACUGCUAAAUUUGGACUUCUUUCAUUCAAUAUGAUGUUUUUAAUAUAUAUAUAUAUAUAUAGGUAUUUUUUUUUUAUUUAUCAUUAUUUUUUUGGUAUUGUCCUUUGAAUCCUUUGUGUCUCCUACAAUACAGCAGCUGGCUCAUAUGGAACAUCCUCCACACACAAACCAUCUACGCACAUUCCCAGAGAAUCCUUCAUCAACACAGAUUUCUUAUUUUUUUUGGUCAUUACUGCACGUAUAUCCUUUUGCCCUACACUUGAAUAGACCAUUUAAAUACGUUUUUCCACAUCCUUUCCUGUCAGAUGUCUGAUGAACCUUGUACCUUGUCUCAUGUUUUGUCAUCCAUUGUCUUCCCAACACUACAUAUGUGUCCUAUUUUCUCACUCCUCUACUCUUUACUGUUACAUCUGCUCCUUUAGGAAUUGUUUCACCAGCUUCUUUAAUAUUAGUCAUUGUACGUUACCAACCCAUGUUCUGUUAACAGUGUUGUAUAUGUCACAGGUUCUUCUAACAAACCUCAUGUCACUUGAUAAUAUUUUUUAGUUAUUUUCUAACAUGUAGUAAGAACAAACCAAAAUACAAUUUUCUUGUUGUUAUUAGAUAAAAUUUUAUGGACUAGGACUAAUACAUAUUUUGAUAUCUUUUAAGUUACUGUAUUCCUAAAAAUUUAUUGUUCAAGUAAUAUAAUACAGUAUACAGCACCUUUAUUGUCUGGAUUAAUUUUUUUCCAAAAAGAUAUGUCAUCAAAUUAGUAUGUAUUAAGAUGUAACUGCUAAGCCAAGCAUAGAUUUGCUUUUACCUUUAAGCAGUAAAUGUUGAUUUUUUAUGGGAUUGAAAUAUUCAAAACAAUAGAAUUAGUGUGCAAUACAGUACAGUACUAAUAUUUCAUGCCUUUUCCGGCUGUGAAGCAGACUGGCCGGACAGGUGCCAAUGCUAGCAUUCAGCAGCUAAUGGGUUUCCUUUGGCAAGAUGCUAGUCCACCAAAGGGUUGUCAGACCAUUUGGAAGUGCACCUGAUAGUGUACCGUAUUCAUUUUUUGUGAUUGUGUUGUAGGUGGCAGUGAAUCGUAGUACUACAGUAAUAUUAUGAAGGGUUAGAACUUUAUGAAAGGAAGUUUUGUUGCUUCUACAGAACCCAUGAGGCAUGACAUGAAAUUUUGAAGUUUGAGCAGUGUAAAAAAGUUUUCAUUUCUUCCAUGUACAGAAUUCUUACAAAUGACUCAAUUUAGUUAAAAAGAGAUACAAAUGCAUAAAUUAUUUUACAAAGCUAGUGAAUUGAACAUCAUUAUGGCUGACCUGUAUAUUCUCAAGGAAUUCCUUAAUAUACCAUCAGACAUGAAUCAAUAAUGGUGUUUGAUUGCAGAUAUACUGUACAGUACAGUAUCAGUAAUUUAUAAAUUACUUUAGAAAGCUAAAAGCUAACAUUCUUCAUGGUGUCUUGCUGGGCCCUUCCCAAGCAAGAAUAUUGAGCUUAGUCUGAGGCAUCAUCAAGGAAGAGUAAUUUGCUGUAAUGCACACCUCAACAUGUAAUGUCCCUCCAAACCUGCCUGGAUAAUUGUGUAAUCCAAAGCCUUGUGUGUUUGUAGUGCAUAGCAUUACUCUUCUAUUGUGGUGCCUUUUACAUCUCUAUACCAUAUUACUGAAUUGAUUAUAUACGUGUUUAAAUAUUCAUAGAUAAAUGUACCAUAAAAGGUAUUUUAAUUUACAGUAUUUGUUUCGUAAUUUGUAUUUACAUUAGUCUAUGAACUUCACCCAGGUGGAAGGAGAGAUAUCAAUACAGUAUAAUAUUCAUAUUUUGUACUGGGUGUGUAUGUCCAUUAAAGAAUAAAAGAUCAGAGAAAGAAUUAACAACAACUAUCUUCACCAUGCUCUCUACAGGAUAAUUCUUCACAUGUUUUAAAUAUUAAUGGGUUUUAGGGUAAUAGUAAUCCUCUGUUCAUGAUAAAUGUUCAUGGGUGAAGUAUCAUUACCAGUCUUGGUAUAGAUGUACAGUAUACUGUACCUCCCUUAUUAAUAAUGAGGCUGUAAGAUCACAAGUUGAGGUUACCAAGUAUGUAACAUUAAAAAAAGCUUAAUAUGUUCACCGUAUUGUCAGCUUAUAAUAUACUGUAUGUCUUUAUUUACACAUAUACAACAUACACACACACGCACACAAUACUCUCUUUUGCAAGCCUUUACAACUAUAGUACAUGAAAUCUUAUUUGAAAAUAGAAGUUUUGUAGUACUGUACUGUACUGUAUUUUGAAAAUGGGAAUAUUCAGCCCAUCCUGCUUCUGGCUUACCCAUUUAGCAUAUUUCAAUAAGUACACACUAACACUUUAUAAAAUGUCCAAAAUCAUACACAUUUAGAAGGUGGAAGUGUCUACAAAGAGAAGAUUUAAUGAGUCGCCAAAAGACUUGUGAUGACACCUUAAUAUGAAAGAUGUCCUUCAGGGAUUAUAACUGUUUUUUAAUAUACUGUACAGGUACUGUAUCCCCUGUAUAAGAAAGGGUUGAGUUCCUGGAAAUUCAUUUGUUUUUCUGUAGCUAAAAAAUGUAUAAUGAAUGGUAGAACCUAUGUAUUAUUUGGGGUUAUGAUGCAAGGGAAGAACAGCAAUCUUUUACUAAUAGUAGAGUCCUUGUAUUAUUGUGUUGGGGUCAUGAUCCAGGAAGGAAAAAUGUUGGUCAACUGUCUUUUUUUUUCUUUCUUUUUUCAAGUCACUGUUUGCCAUUGUAUGUUAAUACUAUGGCAAAGAAUAAGUUCAUUGAAAACUAUAAACAUUACACUAUUCAGGUACAGUAGUGUGUUCAGGUAAAUGAGUCUCUGCAUUCUGGGUGACCAUGACCACAAGAUAGCUAAAAGUUUGCAUUCUUUAAACAAAAGAGGGUGUCAAAAUGUGAUUGUUAUUUGUUCAAACAAAUUUUGCUUUUAUAUCGAGAAAAAGAAGUGUCAAUGUGCAACUUUCGUUAAAACAAAUUUUCAUUUAUCGGGCAUCUGUAUCUAUGCAGUAUUGGGAUACUGUACCUGUAUUUGCAGCCAGUACAGUACUGUAAUUUGUAAUAAAAAUUGAGAAUUGA